Molecule: messenger RNA, 2071 nt
Organism: Ooceraea biroi (clonal raider ant)
Lineage: Eukaryota; Metazoa; Arthropoda; Insecta; Hymenoptera; Formicidae
Source: RefSeq, a predicted model, not a curated record
AUGUUAUACUAUCUCAUUCAGUUGGUCGCCGAGUACAUCCUGAUGUUUAUACGAAACCUUGUUUUCCGUGAACUUACGUCGACAAGCAAAAAUUUCGAUGACGCGAGUUCCAAAAUACGAAACGUCACAUCGCAACAGUCCGCCGAUGUUUUAGUCUUUUUCGCUAUUUGUGGAGUCUUCUUCGCGUUUAUGAUCCUGUCUGCAAGCACACCCAAAAAUCAAGUAUCGAGUUAUGAUACGAGCAACAUCGAAACAAUUUCUACCGCUUUUGAGGAAGACCCGUCCUGGUAUUCAAGUUCCUCAAGCACGAACUCGAUGAACUGCUUUCACGCUUGCGGCGACUCGAUUGGUUCAUCGCGUGACAUCGUUUCUGGAGUGCAAGAUCUUCCGUGCCCACCCGUUUGCGAAAACAGAAUAUCACCGCGGUCUGGAACUUCGAGUCAUAACGUGCGUCACUCCAGUCACUCUCAGAAUUUAAAGAAAAGACGACUGAACCAUCUCGUUUCUCAGACGAUACCUCAAGAAUGGUUAAUAAGACGUACUAGAAGCGGUCACAUUUAUGGAAAAUAUCCGACACAAGAAGAAUAAAGAGGAACGCAAUCACGCUAAUGACAAACCGAAGCUUGAAUGUCAAAGUCAAAACGAACGAAAAAUUUAUUCUUUAUUGAAAACAAUCUGUUAUUUGAUUCGAGACAAAAAUGUCCGGCAAGAAUCUCGACACUUAUCCACCACGUGAACCACUCUCUUGACGUGAAUGAUUAUAACAAGUAUAAUUGUAAUUUGUUUUCGAUGAUUAUAACUUAUUUUCUUUGUUGGCAUUUCUAUCGGCUUUUUAUCGAUGCAAUAUAUCGCGAUUGCGCUUCUUUCGAGAUUAUCCUUUUUACAUUUUUAUCGCAAUCUUUAGAGCGUAUCGCGCAUAUAUCACUAGAUGUGUAAUGUUUGUGCGCGUAUUAUAUGUUUGUAAUUGGCUCAUAGCAAACAUUAAUAAAUGUUUUAUGAUUCGACCAUUUUUACCGAUUGAUUCUCAACAUUUUCAACGGCGAUUAGUCUUUUCGACGUGCUCGUUAUCGAUAACGAUACACAUUUUACGUAUAUUCAAACUCGACGGUUUAUUGCGUUUGUCUGCAUUACCCGUCAUAAAAUGGUAGUCCGCCUUAUCAGCCGCCAUGGAUAGCCUUUCGUUAGGAUUAUGUAGGUUUAACGUAAAGAUUCAAUUCGAUAACACGAGGAGGGGAAAGGUACUAUUGGCGUUUGCAAUUAAGGAUGCAUCAGGAAUGUGUUCGUUCGUCAAACAUGCUGGAAUCUUUUUUUUAUAAAAUUAUUCGUAACAACAUAAUAACACGAGGAUAAAAAUGCAAUAUGUAAUUUCCGAGAUAACGCAGCGUUGCGCAAAUACAAAUUAUGAUCGCUGCGUUAAUUUUGUGUCGCAACGAGUCCUGCGGUUGACUACUUCAAUACGAAUCCAAUCAGUUGCAUGAACGCAGCAUGAUAUAUUAUCUGACUCAUCCGUAUUUCAUUAUCGUUUCAUGACGCCAGAGAUGUCUGUCAGUGGAGUAAACCGGAUAAACAUCGCCAGAAACUGAAAGCGGGGAAUCACCUCUCCGGUUGUGCAGGUGAUUGUAAGUCACUGGAAACGUCACAUUGUUACAAUAGAUAUACACUGUGUCAAGUUAUGCUGCGAACAAAGAAGUUUAGAACACAUUUCAUGUACUUUUAUAACAAGCCAAGCCUUUAUUUAAUUAUUUAUUUCAUGCUAUUAUAAUUUUAAUUUACUAAUUAUGCAUAGAAAUAAAUUAUUAUUUUCUAAUGAAUAACUCUCAUUAUCCAAAAUAAAUAAAUAAAUAAGAUAGAUCCGUGGUGGAAAAUAUUCCUCGAACAGCUGAUACCGAUCGAUCGGCCGGCACAUAAGGCACAUUGUUGCGGGACAAAACCAUAGCAACGUCGGGGAAACAAAACCCCACCAACGACAGGUAGUGCAGUUCUAUCCACAUUCGUCGUCAUACAGACCCUGCGAGCGAUCGUCGAAGGACGCGCGAAUGGACGUUCCUUGGCGAUGGACCUUAAGGACAGC